CUUUUAUUCAUCAUGACUCUAUUGUUUUAUUUUAAUGAUAUUCCUGCUACUUGUGAGUUGUGUGGUCAUUGGAUGCCACAUCAUGAGAGUAAUUGUCCUCGUAACGGAGUUCAUCCAUCUCAAUGGGGACCUUCAUCCUACUUGCUGAUGAAAACCGAUGAUUAUCAUCUAGAUUGUACUACAUGUUUUGAUCAAUAA
Messenger RNA from Halteromyces radiatus, 198 nucleotides. RefSeq lists its product as uncharacterized. The coding region runs from base 13 to 198 and encodes 61 amino acids. The transcript has 2 exons. Lineage: Eukaryota; Fungi; Mucoromycota; Mucoromycetes; Mucorales; Cunninghamellaceae. The record is from RefSeq and is a predicted model, not a curated record.